CAGUUGCAUUGCGUCAUUUCCACACGUAUUUGCUGUUGAAAAAAAUGUUAAUUUUUCUGUAAAAAGCCUUUCUAUCUACUUUCAACAUGUCUUCGUCAGCGAUUUAUAUCCUGGAUGUGAAGGGUAAGGUGCUCAUUUCCAGGAAUUACCGAGGCGAUGUUGACAUGGGAGUCAUAGACAAAUUCAUGCCCUUGCUGAUGGAAAAGGAAGAGGAAGGUAUGCUCACGCCCUUACUGCAAACCAGCGAGUGUACUUUCGCAUACAUCAAGACCAAUAAUUUGUACAUAGUGUCAACUACAAAGAAGAAUGCAAAUAUUGCCCUUGUCUUUGUAUUUUUAUACAAAAUUGUUGAAGUCAUGACUGAAUACUUUAAAGAGCUUGAAGAGGAGAGUAUUCGCGACAAUUUCGUUGUAAUAUACGAGUUGCUAGAUGAACUGUUGGAUUUUGGUUAUCCUCAGACCACAGAUAGUAAGAUUUUACAAGAGUACAUAACACAAGAGGGACAUAAAUUAGAGAUGCAACCUAGGAUCCCCAUGGCAGUCACCAAUGCCGUGUCAUGGCGAUCUGAAGGCAUUAAGUAUCGAAAGAAUGAAGUUUUCCUGGAUGUUAUUGAGUCAGUUAAUUUGUUGGCUAAUUCAAAUGGCAAUGUUCUGAGUAGUGAAAUUGUUGGUGCAAUUAAAAUGAGAGUUUAUUUGUCAGGAAUGCCAGAAUUGCGACUUGGAUUGAAUGACAAAGUUCUGUUUGAAAGCACAGGGAGAGGGAAGUCGAAGUCCGUUGAGCUGGAAGAUGUAAAGUUCCAUCAAUGUGUCAGAUUGUCCAGAUUUGAAAAUGACAGGACAAUCUCUUUCAUCCCACCUGAUGGCGAGUUUGAACUUAUGUCUUACAGGCUGAACACACAUGUGAAACCCUUGAUCUGGAUUGAGUCCGUGAUUGAACGCCAUGCACACUCCAGAGUGGAGUAUAUGAUCAAGGCAAAGUCACAAUUCAAACGACGUUCCACUGCCAACAAUGUUGAGAUUAUCAUUCCAGUCCCAGCUGAUGCAGAUUCACCCAAGUUUAAGACUACUAUUGGUAGUGUAAAAUACACUCCAGAACAGAAUGCUAUCACCUGGUCAAUCAAAUCGUUUCCAGGAGGCAAGGAGUACUUAAUGAGAGCUCAUUUUGGCCUGCCAUCAGUUGAAUGCGAGGAUCUUGAUGGAAAACCUCCAAUCCAGGUGAAAUUUGAAAUCCCAUAUUUCACUACAUCUGGCAUACAAGUCAGAUACUUAAAGAUUAUUGAAAAGAGUGGUUACCAAGCCCUUCCUUGGGUUAGGUACAUCACCCAAAAUGGAGACUAUCAAUUAAGAACUAACUAAAAUUACUAUAAGAAAAUUUGUUAUUAACUUACUACAUUCCCCUUAAUUAUAAGUAUGCACUUUUUGGUUAUCGUUUGCUAAUAUGUCAUUAUAGGUGUGAUUAUGAAAA
Molecule: messenger RNA, 1464 nt
Organism: Hyposmocoma kahamanoa
Lineage: Eukaryota; Metazoa; Arthropoda; Insecta; Lepidoptera; Cosmopterigidae
Gene: AP-1mu
Product: AP-1 complex subunit mu-1
Exons: 2
Coding region: 87-1355 (422 amino acids)
Biological process (GO): intracellular protein transport; vesicle-mediated transport
Cellular component (GO): clathrin-coated vesicle; clathrin adaptor complex
Molecular function (GO): clathrin-cargo adaptor activity
Source: RefSeq, a predicted model, not a curated record